This is a messenger RNA of Bactrocera dorsalis (oriental fruit fly), 2103 nucleotides long. It is a transcript of the gene Mlh1, whose product is annotated as DNA mismatch repair protein Mlh1. Lineage: Eukaryota; Metazoa; Arthropoda; Insecta; Diptera; Tephritidae. The coding region runs from base 106 to 2103 and encodes 665 amino acids. The transcript has 5 exons. Gene Ontology annotation, cellular component: MutLalpha complex. The record is from RefSeq and is a predicted model, not a curated record. Gene Ontology annotation, biological process: mismatch repair. Gene Ontology annotation, molecular function: ATP-dependent DNA damage sensor activity; mismatched DNA binding; ATP hydrolysis activity.
CAUAUAUAUAAAAUACUGGGAAGCACUCAUUUUAGUUGUUUACAAAUAUUUCUAGAUGAUUGGUUCUUGAAGAAAUAGAGUAAGAGUAAAUAUUUUAUUGUACUAAUGGAGCCUGGGGUAAUCAAAAAGUUGGAUAAAGUUGUCGUUAACCGAAUCGCUGCAGGAGAAAUCAUACAAAAGCCUGCAAAUGCGCUUAAAGAACUAAUCGAAAAUAGCUUGGACGCAAAAGCGACACAGAUUCAAGUGACCGUCAAAUCUGGGGGUCUGAAACUAUUACAGAUACAAGACAAUGGUACCGGUAUACGGCGGGAGGAUCUUCCGAUAGUUUGUGAACGCUUUACAACAUCUAAAUUAACAAAAUUUGAAGAUCUGAGCAAUAUAGGAACUUUCGGGUUUCGUGGUGAAGCUCUGGCUAGUAUAAGCCAUGUAGCUCAUUUAAGUAUACAAACUAAAACAGCAAAUGAAUCGUGCGGAUACAAAGCUUCUUAUGAAGAUGGAAUGAUGAAAGGCACCCCAAAAGCUAGUGCCGGAAAUCAAGGAACUAUUAUUACGGUGGAAGAUCUCUUUUAUAAUAUGCCACAAAGGCGGCAGUGUUUGAAAUCGCCAGCUGAGGAAAUGCAAAAAAUUUGUGAUGUUAUCUCUAAAUAUGCUGUACACAAUUCAAGCGUUGCUUUUACACUCAAAAAAUAUGGUGAACCCCCAAUAUUGCGCACAACUGGCCGUCGUACACGCGAUUGCAAUAUCGCUGAUAUAUAUGGAACACAAAUUGGUCGUUCUUUAUUGCCUGUUGAAUUGGAGGACGAUGUUCAUAAGUUUAAAUUCACAGCGUUGGUAACGAAUGUAGACUAUUCAGAAAAAAGAGGAAUAAUGUUACUAUUCAUCAAUCAUCGACUGGUAGAUUCAAGUGCUUUAAAAGCGGCCGUAGAUAGUGUCUACAGUACUUACCUUCCGAAAGGAAUGCAUCCUUUUACAUAUGUAAGCCUCGAAAUAACACCAACACAUGUAGAUGUUAAUGUUCAUCCAACAAAACACGAAGUUCAUUUUCUAUACGAGGAUGAAAUUAUAGAUAAAAUUAAGCGUCGAAUAGAACUGAAGCUUUUGGGUAGCAAUACAUCGCGUACUUUUUAUAAACAAUUGCGAUUACCGGGUAUAUCCAAUCCAGAUAUGGAGAAUAAUGAAAAUGAAGCGUCUCUAAAAAAUUUGGAUAAGGAACGUUUGGAUAAAGAUCGUGUUCGAACCGAUUCUAAAGAACAAAAAUUGGACAAGUUUCUUUUACAAAAACCCAUUCCUAAUCAAGAUGUCAACAGUUCAAAUUCAACUUCUUUCACUCAUAUUGAAGAUGAGAGCUUUAAAAUAAACACAUCGCGAAAGUCCGAUGUGCUGCUUACAAGUAUAAAACAAAUGCAGGAACAUGUGGAACGUAGAGUUAAUGUCAUGUUACGAAAAAUAUUGAAGGACCUUGUGUUUGUUGGAAUAGUGAACCAAACAUAUGCUUUAUUUCAAUAUGACACUAAACUAUAUUUGUGCAACACGUCCAAAUUUUGUGAGGAACUUUUUUAUCAGCGCUUGAUAUUUGAGUUUCAAAAUCUUCCUCACAUUCAAUUGGAGACACCUCUUAAUAUUAGGGAGCUUGUACGAAUAGCAUUGGAGUGCGACGAAGCUGGAUGGUCGCCAGAGGAUGGUGAUAAAAUGGAACUCGCUGAUAGUGCAUGUAAAAUACUUAUCGAAAAAGCUCCCAUAAUGCGUGAAUAUUUCUCAUUAAGAAUUAAUGAGGAAGGUCUAUUAGAAGCAUUACCCUCCAUUUUACCUCAACAUUAUCCCUGCAGCACACAUUUGCCGAUGUAUAUAUUGCGCCUGGCUACAGAAGUGGAUUGGGAAUCGGAAGUAGAAUGUUUUGAAACUUUUUGUCGAGAAACCGCUCAAUUUUAUGCAUUAACGAGUGUAUUAGAAAUAGAAUCAAUGCCACAGCGGCACAAUUGGCUUGUAGAACAUGUCUUAUACCCAUCAUUUAAGCGGUACUUGCUCCCACCGAAUCAUUUGAAGCAACAAUUGUUCGAACUGACCAAUUUGUCACAACUAUAUAAAGUAUUUGAACGAUGUUAG